Gossypium raimondii (Peruvian cotton) is the source of this 773-nucleotide messenger RNA. Its product is annotated as basic leucine zipper 43. Bases 40 to 633 code for a protein of 197 amino acids. Gene Ontology annotation, biological process: regulation of DNA-templated transcription. The record is from RefSeq and is a predicted model, not a curated record. The transcript has a single exon. Gene Ontology annotation, molecular function: DNA-binding transcription factor activity. Lineage: Eukaryota; Viridiplantae; Streptophyta; Magnoliopsida; Malvales; Malvaceae.
AAAGUCUCAAUUUUCAUUCACUACAACAUACUUAAAAUCAUGGUUCCCGUUGAGUUCAGGGGACUUCACUACCUAGCACCAGAAAAUCCGAUCCUGAUUCCAGCCAACCUUGGCAUGAUGCAAAACUCUAUACCAUCUUUUCAUUUCAAUACAUUUGAAAGCAGCCUACCGAAUUCCCACAUCGUACCAUCUGCUCAGGAAUUUGCUGCGUUGUCCUCAAGUAUCAGCAACACUUCAACUUCAGAUGAGGCUGAGGAGCAGCAGGUCAAUGUCAUCGAUGAAAGGAAACAGCGGAGAAUGAUAUCUAACAGAGAAUCUGCUCGUAGGUCGAGGAUGCGGAAACAGAAGCACCUGGAUGAACUUUGGUCACAGGUAAUCAGGCUCCGUAACGAGAACCAGAGUCUCCUAGACAAGUUAAAUCACGUCUCGGAGUCCCAUGACCGUGUUCUUCAAGAAAAUGCAAGGCUGAAGGAAGAAGCUUCGGAUCUUCGCCAAAUGCUAACUGAUCUAAAAAUUGGAAGUCCUUAUUCCCUUGCAUUCAGAGACCUGGAAGAGGUUCCCUGCAACACUGCUCAUCUGAAAGCUGAGUCCACAAAUCAAUCCAUUGCUAACUCUGUUGACUUGCUUCAUUGAGAUAAGAAUCAUCUUGCCAUAUAUAUAUAUUGUAUGUUUCCCUGUAUGCUCCGGUUGUUAAUUAAGCAUUUGCCUUAGCUUGAGCUGUAUGAGAUUAGAAUCAAACCAUGAAAUAACAUCUUUUGAUCAUAUUUUCCUAA